Molecule: messenger RNA, 31950 nt
Organism: Pectinophora gossypiella (pink bollworm)
Lineage: Eukaryota; Metazoa; Arthropoda; Insecta; Lepidoptera; Gelechiidae
Product: titin homolog
Exons: 48
Coding region: 36-30767 (10243 amino acids)
Molecular function (GO): protein binding
Source: RefSeq, a predicted model, not a curated record
CCGCGCGCGGCCCGAGAGGACCCGACUGGAGCCCUAUGGAGCCCCCAGCGUUCCCGGCUGCCGGGCUGCACACGGUGCGAGCGGCGCCCGGCAGCGCCGCCGCCCUCGUCCUGCCCCUGCCUUCUGGAACUCCGCCCUUCCGCUACCAAUGGAGCCGCGCGGGAGCAUCUCUCGACGACCGCUUCACGGCGACGGACGACGCGGGUGGUGUCAGGCUGACCAUCUCCGCCGCCCGCACCGGCGACAGUGGAGUGUACACGCUACAGGCGAGCAAUGCCGGUGGUUCGGACACGGCGCGGGUGCGCCUGGAGGUAUCCCCCGAUGAGGCCCCCACCGGCGAGGACCCCCCCACCUUCCUCCGGCGUCUGCAGGACCUCACCGUCAAGGUCGGCACGCGGACCAGAUUCCUCGUAGAAAUCGUCAGCUCCACUGAAUGCAAGGUGACAUGGUACCGCAACGAGCGGCGCUUGAUGGAAGCGGAGCGGAUAUCGCUGGUGCGCGACGGCCACUUCUGGUGCGCUGAUGUGUCGGCAGUGAGCGUCGACGACGCCGGCAGGUGGACUUGCACGGCCGAGAACGCUGGUGGACGCGCCUCCUGCUCAGCCCACCUCAAUGUCCUUGUGCCGAAGGCGUACAAGCGUCCAGAGUUCGUGGAGGAGCUCCGGGCGUUACUCACAGAGCAGGGCACAGUCUCGCUCGAAUGCAAGGUGGUCGGCGUGCCCACCCCAGUAUUGCGCUGGUUCAAGGAUAGUCGUGAAAUCAAGGCUGGCGACGUUUUCGCGUUGACAGCUAACGCCGAGGACCCCACUUCGCUGGGCACUUACACCUGCGAAGCUGUCAACUGCAUGGGCCGAGCCUACUCCUCAUCCAAGGUGCAUGUCGUCGGUCGCGGCAGCCGGGAGGGAUCUGCUAAACCUUCCAGCGUGACUCCCGAGCCGCCGCCGAUCUUCACCAAAGAGUUGGAGCCGCAAGCAGUGAGGAUCUGUGAACCACUGGCUCUUGGCUGUCAGCUGGUCGUUCCACCGUGGCCGCGCAGCGUAGUCUGGUACAACAAGGAAGGGAAACUCGAGCCGGGAGAAAGGUAUCACAUACUAGAAGAUGGUGUGGGUGGAUAUCUGGUGGAGAUACCGUCAGCAGAGUGGUGUGAUGAGGGCGAGUGGAAGUGCGUGGCUACCAGCCAAGGCGGUAGGGUCGGCAUAUCCACCACUUAUGUCAGUAUGGAAGUCCCAAAGAACUACCGCAAGCCGCGAUUCAUGGAAAAUCUGCAAGCAGUUCUGACUGAGGAGGGGCUCGUCUCCUUCGAGUGCAAAGUAGUCGGGUUCCCCACCCCCGUGCUCAGCUGGUUCAAGGACGGUCAAGAACUCAAGCCCGGAGACGUCUACCAGCUCACCGGCACCAACUCUCUUGGAUCAUACUGCUGCAUAGCGCGUAAUUGCAUGGGGCAAGCGAGCAGCUCAGCAGAGCUCACGGUAGAAGACAUCCAGAACCAACUCAAUGAAGAAGAGAAACUACAACUGUUCUCCAAGAAUCAGGCUCCGAAGUUCCUGCAGGGCCUCAAGAGCGUCGAAGCCAAGAUCGACGAACCAUUCCGUUUCACUAUCAAAGUACAAAUCCCCCCGGAACCGUCCGUGUUGUGGUACCGCGACGACCAGCCUGUUGACGAGUCCACCCGCUGCCACCUCGGCAAGGAGGAUAAAGGGCUGUUCUUCCUCGACAUCCAGAACCUUGAGUUCAUCGACCAGGCCGAGUGGAAGUGCGUCGCCAUGAACGACUUCGGUCACAGCGUCACCUCUUGCUUUCUUAAGCUCAUGAUACCCCGACACUAUAAAAAGCCACGCUUCCUCGAAAAUCUACAAGCAAUUCUAUCCGACGAGGGUGCAGUUAAUCUCGAAUGCAAAGUCAUAGGAGUACCACAACCAGUUCUAAAGUGGUACAAAGACGGCGAAGAACUUAAACCUGGUGAUAUCCACCGAAUAAUCUCAGGCCAAGACGGUACCUGCUGCCUUGGGACAUACACAUGUGAAGCCCGUAACUGUAUGGGCAUAGCAGCCAGCUCCGCAUCUUUACUUGGAUUUGAUGAUUCCAUGAAAGCUAAGAAAAAGAAGGUUGAAGAUCAAGCGUUACAAAGAAAUCUGUCUCUCAGUACUAUUCACGAAGAAAGAACGUCACAAAUGUACGACACGCCAGUCGGUGAUAUUACAUUGGAUGACAAAGGAGAAAUUUCGUUUUCUUUCGAUGGCAAAGAAGUAUCUGUUUCUCUGUACGAAACUCCAGAUUUAACGGAAGAAGAAGCAUUACAGAUCGUUGAAAUGUAUGCCGACCAACUCUCUGAAAAUGUCACAGAACAUAACGUAGUUGAAUUACCUCCAUUGAGGUUCGUGAAGGAAACAUCUACUUCUGGAAACUUGUUGAUGGAAGCUAUAAUUAUCGAUGUUUCUCCGGAAUACUUUGUCUCGCCAGAAGAAGAUUUAAGAACCGAAGCUGAUAUAGAAGACAUUUCCAUCGCAGACGAAAAUGGCCCUCCACAGUUGUCUUUGGACACAGACAUCGGAGGUGAAGAUUACUUAGAAAAAACAAUGGCUCUUCUCACUGACGAGAAAGUGGAUAUACCAAAGAGAUUUGGACGUAAGAAGUCGGAUUCCGUAAAGAGCGGGGAGGAUUUCUUUAGCUUGUCGCGCGAACAGUCAUUUUCUGAAGAGAAGAGAGAUGACGAUACUCAAAUAUCGGAAAGUUUUGCAAGUGCUCGAAGUUCAGCCAAGGUAAAAUCUAAGUCGUUUAAACCAUCUGAUGAAGAAGCUAAAGAAUCAUCAGAUGUAACGAAGACAAUAGUCACCAAAGACGAAGCUCAAAAUUACGCUGCUGAACCUGAAAUAUCUCCGGUUGUUAAACCAAAACGUGAACGCCGCAGUAGUCGUGGAUCAAGACGCUCUAGUUCUGGCAGUGAAAAAUCUUUGAGUAAAUCUAGAGAUGAACCCAGAAAAAAACCAGAACCUGAGGUAAUGGAACCUGUUAAACCUGUCAAAUCAGUCAAACUCCCGAUGAGUAAUGAAGAAUUUAAAACUAAAAUGAUCAACGUUAGUUCAACACUAUCCAAAGUUAUUAAUGACGUUCAAAUUAUAGAAAGAGAUAUAAUUUUAAAGUCUGAACUCAUGUCAUCUGCCGCUACUGCAUCAAGAAGUCUAGAAAUCAUAAGUAGUUUGAUAAGUCCUCUGUCUGAAAUUCACAGUAUUGUGGAUGUAGCUAAAGAAUCUAUUUCAGAUUCUAAAGAAGUUAGUAGCACAUUAUUCAACAGCCUACCUCAACCUCUGAAAUCUCUCCAGCAAUCUUUAACGAUAAUCGAAAAGUGCAUUGACGUAGAAAGUGAUAAUAGAACACUUGUGAAAAGAACCUGUGUUGCAUUUAUCGAGACCUGUGGAAAUGACGUGCAAAAUCUUAUGUCUGAACUUAGUUCAGUCACGAGCAAGGAAUAUUUAUUAACAGAAGAAAGAACACUCAAUGAAAUUGAAGCACUUGCAGAAGAAGUCACAAAAGUUAUAAAGUACUCAGCUGAUACAGUUAAAACAAAGAACUUGUUGAGUGAAGCUAGUGAAAUAAAACCUGAAGAAACAUCGUUUGAAACAAAACACCUGAGAGAUACGCAGAAAGCAGUAUAUGAACUCAGAAGUCCAUUGAACUCCUUACUAUGUAUAGCUGAAAGUGCAGAUAGCGGUAAGAUGGUAGAUGUGGCUAAGGUGAAACACAGUGACGUCAUUCUUACCGAUAUGUCUGCCUCAAUUCAGGAUCUCCAAGCUGCAUUAGAACAAAUCGAAAAUCUAUCAGUUCGAGAAUCAACCACAUCCUUGCAUAAAUAUAAUACCGAAAUCAUAGAAACUGUUAUGGAUUCUGUGCUCAAGCUUAGAAAUUCAUUUGAGCAGCUAACCGUAGAAACAAAAACUGAGGAAGACAGAACUGUUUUAAGACAGGCUUUAGCUUCUAUCAAGCAUAACUUGAGUGAGAUAUCCUUACAUAUUGAUACAGUAGAAAGAAACAUUGGAACAUUCGAUGUUUUGCAAAGUGACAAUAAAUUGGAAGUUCUUCAAAAGAUGGCUCAGAUACUCAUAGCAUUAGAAAAUAAUUUACCGAGAUUAGAAGUGAUACCAGAAGUGAAAACACAUGUGGACGUAUUCCAUAAGAAUUUGACUAAAGUUCUUGAGAACGUUAUAGAGACUAAUGAUGCUAAGAAAUAUUUUACUCUUAUGGAAAUAUGUGAUGCCGUCAAUAGACUUAACAGUUCUAUAAAGAACAUAGAUGCAGAUGUUAUAUUGUCCUUGGCAAGCUUUAGCAAUACGCUAACUAUAAUCCAAGAAUAUUUUGUGAAAAAUAUAUUUGAGCCUGAGCUGAACUGUUCUAUACUCAGCAACAUAACUGAUGUACUAGUUGGUAUACAAGAAGCUCUAAACCAUGCUGAUGAAAUCAGUAUCCAAGUUGAUUCAGAACAUAUUCAAGAUAUUUCAUCUCAACAAUAUGACGGAGCGAAAGCAAAUGUUUUAAUUGAACAUAUCGAUCAUACCAUAGCAGCUAUAAGCAAUGUGAAGUCGAUAGAAACAACUAAGGAGUUAAAAGCAGCUCUAACGCCUGUUUUGGAAACUAUUUGCCCGGUAUUAGAGGAACUUAAACGUAGUGUGGCUUCAGCGAGACCAAGCGACAUCCAGCAAGAAGAACAUGUGUCAGAAUUGUCAGAAGUUUCUUUCGCAAAAACACUAGCUACCCCUAUUUGUGAGCUGAAUCAAAACAUUGUAGUAUUAAAUCAAAUGAUCGUAGAAAACAUUGAAAGCAUUAAGGAAAGUACUGAAGUUAUAUCAACUAUUGCUGAACCUCUCCAUGAGUUACAUACAACACUAGAAGUUCUUCAGCAAGAAGUUAUUUCACAAUACGGCGAAGAUAUCUCAACAUACGACGUGAGUGUUAAUAUAGCCAGUGCUGUACAAAAUCUCCAGAGCUGUAUUGUAAUGAUUCAAGAACAAGCUGGAGUAGAAGCGGUCGACGAUAUGUCGACUUUGGAAGAUAUAUCUGGCAUUAAAACCACAGCUGAUACGAUUCCGUCCGAUCGUUUAAUAUUACCAACCGCUGAGGAGACAGUGGCUGAACAGGCGUUAGAAUCGCUAAGUCAAGACCUCGAAGCAUCUGCCACAGCUCAAGCGCUACAAUCUUUAAAAGAGCACAUAACAGUAUUGCAAACACCUGAAAUAAUCGACGCACUAGAUUCCCUUUCUGAAGUCAGCGACUAUUCCAGUUUAAAAUCUAUUGCGUUGGGUUUGGGUGAGCUUCAUGCUGGUAUCGAAGAGAUUCUUCAUCCAGUUGUGAUGGAAAGUUCAAAUGAGUUGAACAAUUUGAUUAAUACUUCCAAAUUGACGGCUAUUGCGGAGCCUAUGCAAGAACUCCAGCAAAGCUUAUCUGUCCUAGAUAUGAGUAACAUUCCAAUUUUCGAACAUAUUCUAGAAAUGCCGGCGGAAAAGAUACAUUCCGUGUUGCACAACGUAAUUGAAUUUAAGGAACAAUUAGAUAAGUGCAUUCACGCUGUUUUCCCAGCAAUGGAAACUGCAGAAAAGACAAUAGAGAUAUCAAACAAAGUGGAAACUUUACGUGAAGUAUGUGAAAAUAUGAAAGAUGUUAUUAAAACUACUAAAUUGGUGUCAGAAGAAGUACCUGUUAAGCAAGAGGUUCUUAUGUUAGAAGAAACUAUCAACAAUCUUCUUGACGCUACCGAUGUUUCCAAAGGCAUUAAGAUUGAAAAUGUUAAGGUUAUUACUGAAGAGUUAUAUCAAAAUAUUCUAACUGUGCAAGAAGAAAUUAUUCAGUUUACUUCGCAUACACCAGAGCAAUUGUCGCAAGAAGCUCAACUAAUACAAGCUAUAGAUGAGAUUGAGAGUAACAUUGCCGUGUUAGAGCAAUACGAAUUCGUUGAUCUCUCGCGAGCUUCUGAUGUAACGUCUUGCACAUCCCCUCAGAUAGCGAUGGAAUUAGAGUCAGAGUCACUGUUGCAAAUGGACGACAUUGUAGAAAAUGCUGUUAAUGUUGUCCAAGACUCGACACAAGAUACACCAAUUGCAGAUUUAAUGGCUAUCGAAGAUUUCUUCAAGAUUUGCAAAAACGAAUUCACCAUACUGAGAUGCUUGAUGACUAAACAGCUCAGUCACAAGAAAAUAAUUAGAAUAUUACAAGAAUUUACUUCACUUCAGACUACCAUUAAUGAAUUUAAGCAGAAGCGGACUGAACUUCAACUAUCUGAAGAUAUAGACUCAUACUUAACAACUUUCCUUAUUCACGCCGAUGACUGUUUAAAAAAUGUGCAACAAUCCUUGAUUAAGAUUGUGCAAUCUCAAUCAGAGAUCCUCAUUAAAACACCCGUGAAAAAACUUGAAAAUACAAAGAAAGCAUUAAAACAAAUCCCAGAAGGCAAAAUAUCGCCUCUCAUUGCUGAAAUAGCGAAAAAGUUUGACGAUGUUGUGGAAGCCGCCAAACCAUGUAUUAAAUAUGCUGAAACUGCGAUUAUUGAAGAAAUUACAGAUUCCUCCAUGUCUACAACUUCAAAAGUAGACGAAAAUAUUCUAGAAGGAAAAAUGGAGGAGUUAACAUGGUUUGUCGAAGAAAAGAGCAAUAUGGAAUCAUUAGACGAACAAUCAAAACAAGUGUUAGAUAUUGUUUUAACUUGUAUUCAAAAACACGAAAACUACAAAGAUGCUAUAGGAACGGGCAAGACGUUAAUAAUAUUAAAAUGUUUGUCGGAAUGUUCCGAUGUUUUACAAGAGACUAUAUUAGAAAGCAAAUCUAAAUCACUCAGUACUGAAGAAAAGAUAGAAGACAGUAAUCUGAAAGCAGUAUUAAUCGAAAUGUUGGAACCACUGCAAGCUUUACACAGUCAACUUAACAGUGUCCAAGAGCAAAUUUUGUCUGGAGUAGAAGAAGACUCAAUUUCAGUCGAUAUUCCGUCCACAGAAUCUCUCGUGCAAACAAUGACUGAAAUUCACAAAGAAAUUCAGCAAGUAGAAGCUGAAAAAGUUAUCGUUGAUAGUGAGGAAAUAUCACUCAUCAUGGAAGUUGACAAAGAAAUUCAUUCGAUUCAAGACAGCAUACGAUCAAUGGAAAAUGUACCAGUAGCUCAGGUAGUAAAAGAAAUAUCUAAACCGAUAGAUGAGAUAGAGAAGUCUUUGCACACUAUAUUAGCAUCUGAAAAAGUUAUUGAAAGCAAAGGCCAGCUUCCUGCAGAUGUCAAUUAUAAUAUUGAUUCGUUGGAAAACGCGCUUGAAAGAUUUAUUAAUGUUGAAAUAGAUUUAUUGGCUACAUUGGAAGUUAUUGAUGAAGUAAAACUUAAAGAAAGCAUACAAAUUGCCGUCGAAUUAAACAGUUUGUUAACGUUAAGCCCCGAAGAGCUGAGUUCUACUACAUUAAUUGAAACCAAAAACAAUAAAGUAUCAUCUUUAAAAGCGAUUUUGUUGAAAUUUGAUUGGUUAAACACUGAUACUUAUUUAGAAGGUAAAAAUUACCUAGAACAAGAUAAAUUAAGACGCGUACUAUUGAUAACUUAUCAACUUUUAGCUGAGUUAGAUAAAGUUUCACAACCAAGUCAAGUAAAUGAAGCUAAAAAAGAAAAAGCGAAACAGCUUAUACAACAUAUUGACCAGUAUAUAGAAUUGAUAGAAAUCGUUGAAGAAAUAUCUGCUGUUAUUAAAAUUGAGAAUUUGCAAGAGACUGCCAACAUAGCUCGCGAAUUGCGAGAGACUUUUGCAGUUUCUCAACCAACAAUUGAUGAGACUACUGGAGAGGAAAAUAAAGUGGACAUUAGUCCACUUCAGGUUAAUUUGGCGCAUGAACUUCAAAAUGGUAUAUCUUCUUUACAAGUUCAGGUCUUGGAUAGUGUUCAAGAGCUAGCUCCCGCAUUAGGGUUAGAGGUAUUACAGCGUAUUGCUCAAGUGACCUCACAAUUACAAGCCGAUUUAGUUGCUGUUACUGGAGUUCAAGUUGCUGUUCAAGCACCUGUCGAAUUUAUAACUUCUGUUACAAAAUCAAUAAAAGACCAAGCUAUAGAAGGUGCAACAGUAGAAACUCUAUGUGAAGCACAACUUCUUGAUAUGCAAACUAUAGAAAUAGCGCCUGUAAAAGAAGCCGAAAGUCAAACAGACAAAGUUAUUAUUAUUGCAAAAACUGAAGCCAUAUCUGCUCCUAUUCUCAGCGAAGAGAACGAACCAGAUAAAGCUGUAAGCAUAGAUGAAACUGAAGAAAUAGAAGCUGUAGAACAAGCAGUUGCAGUUGGUGAUCAAACACCGACAGUUGAGGAAUGCGCUGUUGUCAAAGAAUCACUUUUGCAACACAUCGAAGAAUACGUAUCUGAAGAUAUCGUAGCAGCUAUUGUUAAAAUAUCCGAAAUAACUAAUGCUGAAGAACCUAAGCAAUCUGUAAAAGUAGCAAAGCAAUUACUCGAAAAUAUUGCAGCGGCUGAACUAGGAGUAAAAGCUGAAGGUUUUGGUGAUGUGCCUAGUGCAGUUCAACAAGAACAAGCUGAAUUGGUGCAUCAGCUGCAGAAUGCAUUAAGUACAUUGCAAGAUUUACCUCGUGAUAGUUCAUUAGAACUUACACCUAUGAUUGGUGAGGACAUGCUUCAACGAGUGGUAGAAGUGGUUAAUCUACUCCAAGAGGACCUUACUGCUAUUGGCACAGUUAAACAAAUUGUAACUCAAGUAGCACCGGUAGACGAAAAACUUGAAAUCGUAGGAAAAUUUGCAGAAGUAAAAGAAGUGCCCAAACAAGAUGAACUUGAAAUAAGCGUAGAAGACGUGUCAACCAUUCAAGCAGAACAACCUGCUAUUGUAGAAAAAGCUGUAGAUAUUGAAGAAAUUGUUAUUCCUGUAUGUGAAGUAACUGCGAAAACCACUGAAAGUUUAGUUGUGGCUACGAAAACUGAAAUACAAUUGGUACCAGAAGACCAAGCAGUAAUAAAUGAAGAAAUUCGAGCAGUGCCCAUGGAAAGUGUAGCAGUGACGCAGGAGAUCGAACCAAUUGUUCUUCAAGAAGUUGCCAUCAGUGAAACUGUUGAUGACGUAUCUAAGGAGCAGGCAACAAUUACUGACAUAUUAAUGCACCAUAUCGAGCAAUAUACAUCUCAAAAAAUUGUGGAAGUGAUUAAUAAUUUAGCCACAGCAACGAAUGUUGCAGAAGUGAAACAAUCGAUAAACCUUGCCCAAGAGUUACAUGACAGAAUUGCAGAUAGCGCAUCGUCUGUAAAAUUUGCUUCAGGAAAGGACAUCGACAUACAAGAACAAGUAAAAAAAGCGCAAUUAGUUCAACAAUUACAAAGUGCUUUAUCAGCACUAUGUCUGGUUGCAAUUGAAUCUACAUCAGAAUCUCUGACUUUAAUAGACAAAGAAUCAUUACAGCAAGUACUUGAUAUAGUCAGGCAUCUUCAGGCUGAUCUAGCCUCUUUAGGAAUCAGUGAAUCUGCAGCCGUUGAACUAGCACUUGUAGAAGAUAAGCUUGAUGCGAAAGAAAUUCAGACAGUAGAAGAACUACAGGCGUCUACAACCGCUACUGAAGUAUCACAGACAAAUGUUGAACAAAUAUCAAGUCUGGUUAAAAAAGAGACAGAAUUGGAAGAACAGAUAACAGCUAAGACAGGAAAUAAGGGGCGAACUGCUGCAACAAUUAAGGCGGUUCUGCUGAAGUAUAUUGAAGAAUAUAUAUCUGAUGAAAUGAUCGAAGUGAUUGAUAAACUGUCAACGUCUGAAAAUGCUGCACAGCUAAAACAGUCAGUAAAAGUUGCGCAAGAGCUGCGAGAGAGAAUUGCAGCAAGUGGUGUUCUUGCAUUAAUGGAAACAAGCAAAGAACUGCCUAAAGAAGGGGAAGGUGACAAAGCUCUGUUAGUCCAGCAAUUAAAAGAGGCAUUGUCAGUGGUACAAUUGCUAGCAAUUGAAAGUACAAUGGAUCCCAUGCCCUCUGUAAAUGAAGAUACCAUUCAGCAAGUUCUUGACGUAGUUUCACAACUUCAGGAUAUUCUAGCUAUUGUUGCAGUCGUUGAACAGGUAAAAACGCAAAAAAUAACAGCAAAGUCUGAAGAGAAAAAAAUGACUAUUAAAGUUGAAGAAAAAGAAGUGUCAGAAAUUGACAAUUCUGAAAAAGAUAUUGAAAAUACUGAACAAGCUAAAGAUAGUAAAGUUUUACAUGAACAAGCUGCUGAAACUAUUAUUGUCACCGACAAGGUCACUGCUGUUGCUGAGACGCAAGAAGUUGUUAAUGUCGAAGAUGUGAAACCUUUGGCAGAACAAUCGAAUCAGAAAGCUACUGCUAAAAUUGAAGAAAAUCUAUUGCACCACAUCGAGGAAUAUACAUCACAAAUUGUUGUGGAAAUAAUCGACAGGUUAGCGAUUGUUGCAAAUGUUGAAGAAGUAAAACAGUCUGUUAAUAUUGCAAAAGAAUUACACGAGAGCAUUGUUGCUGGCGAUGCUGGAGUAUUGAGGGAAACGAGGGAUGAAUUGCCUGAAGAUACAAGUCCCGCUAAAGCUCAACUGGUGCAAAAACUACAGAAUGCAUUAUUAACGCUGCACUCACUGGCUUUCGAGACGACACAAGAAGCUGUUCCUGCAAUCACCGAAACUGAAUUGCAGACAGUAGUUGAAGUCGUUGAGCAACUUCAAAAUGAUCUGAAUCUUAUUGUCAAAGCUGAACAAAUCGCGGCUUUGCAAGCACCUUUUGAACGGGCGGCAGUUGAUGUACCUACAGCUGGAACUGAAGAACUAAUUACAGCUCCUGUUGUGACUGAACUUAUUAAGGCGGAGCAAGUAGUUGAAACCGAGUUUGCACAAUCAAUUGCAGAAGAAACAAGCCCUAAUAAGGCUGCUACAAUUUCCGAUACACUGUUAGAACACAUUGACCAAUACAUAUCCGAAAACGUUGCUGAAAUUGUAGGCAAGCUAGCCAUAGCAGCUGAUGCCGAGGAAGUGAAACAAUCGGUGAAAGUGGCGCAAGAGUUACGCGAGAGCAUCGCGGCCAGUAACGUCGGUGCAGUACUGGAAACUGGAGAAGAACUUCCUACAGACGCGAGCGCUAAUAAAGCACAACUGGUACAACAACUGCAGAGUGCGCUCUCCACGUUGCACUCGCUAGCUCUUGAAAGUACACAGGAAGCUAGUCCUGCAGUUGAUAGGAUUGCACUGCAAAAAGUGGUUGAAAUUGUCGAACAGCUACAAAACGAUCUCAGUGCCGUUGUCAAAUCGGAAAGUGUCGUAAUUUUACAAUCACCAGUGAUAGCUGAAGAGCUGGUUGCAGACUCUACGCAACUGACCAAGAAGAAAGAAGAAACUGAAGUUGCCACAACAACAGAACAAGCCACAGCUCUUGUAGUGACUGAAUCUGUAAUUUCAGAGCAAGUACAAGCUGUAGAUGAGAAAGCGGCUGCUAGUACAGAAAUUGAAAAGAUUACAAACGUAGAUGUCGAAACCACUGUAGCUGAAGUGAAGGAAGUGCUGUUAGAUGUGAUUGGAAAUGCGAUUAUUGAAGGAAUCAUUUCCGAUGAAACUGCUAAGGCUUCUGAUACACUGUUAGAACACAUUGACCAAUACAUAUCCGAAAGCGUUGCUGAAAUUGUAGACAAGCUAGCCAUAGCAGCUGAUGCCGAGGAAGUGAAACAAUCGGUGAAAGUGGCGCAAGAGUUACGUGAGAGCAUCGCGGCCAGUAACGUCGAUGCAGUACUGGAAACUGGAGAAAAACUUCCUACAGACGCGAGCGCUAAUAAAGCACAACUGGUACAACAACUGCAGAGUGCGCUCUCCACGUUGCACUCGCUAGCUCUUGAAAGUACACAGGAAGCUAGUCCUGCAGUUGAUAGGAUUGCACUGCAAAAAGUGGUCGAAAUUGUCGAACAGCUACAAAACGAUCUCAGUUCCGUUGUCAAAUCGGAAAGUGUCGUAAUUUUACAAUCACCAGUGAUAGCUGAAGAACUGGUCUCAGACUCUACGCAACUGACCAAGAAGAAAGAAGAAACUGAAGUUGCCACAACAACAGAACAAGCCACAGCUCUUGUAGUGACUGAAUCUGUAACUUUAGAGCAAGUACAAGCUGUAGAUGAGAAAGCGGCUACUAGUGCAGAAAUUGAAAAGAUUACAAACGUAGAUGUCGAAACCACUGUAGCUGAAAUGAAGGAAGUGCUGUUACAUGAGACUGGAAAUGCGAUUAUUGAAGGAAUUAUUUCCGAUGAAACUGCUAAGGCUUCUGAUACACUGUUAGAACACAUUGACCAAUACAUAUCCGAAAGCGUUGCUGAAAUUGUAGACAAGCUAGCCAUAGCAGCUGAUGCCGAGGAAGUGAAACAAUCGGUGAAAGUGGCGCAAGAGUUACGUGAGAGCAUCGCGGCCAGUAACGUCGAUGCAGUACUGGAAACUGGAGAAAAACUUCCUACAGACGCGAGCGCUAAUAAAGCACAACUGGUACAACAACUGCAGAGUGCGCUCUCCACGUUGCACUCGCUAGCUCUUGAAAGUACACAGGAAGCUAGUCCUGCAGUUGAUAGGAUUGCACUGCAAAAAGUGGUCGAAAUUGUCGAACAGCUACAAAACGAUCUCAGUUCCGUUGUCAAAUCGGAAAGUGUCGUAAUUUUACAAUCACCAGUGAUAGCUGAAGAACUGGUCUCAGACUCUACGCAACUGACCAAGAAGAAAGAAGAAACUGAAGUUGCCACAACAACAGAACAAGCCACAGCUCUUGUAGUGACUGAAUCUGUAACUUUAGAGCAAGUACAAGGUGUAGAUGAGAAAGCGGCUACUAGUGCAGAAAUUAAAAAGAUUACAAACGUAGAUGUCGAAACCACUGCAGCUGAAGUGAAGGAAGUGCUAUUAGAAGAAACUGAAAAGGCAAUUAUUGAAGGAAUUAUUUCCGUUGAAACUGCUAGAGCUUCUGAUACACUGUUAGAACACAUUGACCAAUACAUAUCCGAAAACGUUGCUGAAAUUGUAGACAAGCUAGCCAUAGCAGCUGAUGCCGAGGAAGUGAAACAAUCGGUGAAAGUGGCGCAAGAGUUACGCGAGAGCAUCGCGGCCAGUAACGUCGGUGCAGUACUGGAAACUGGAGAAGAACUUCCUACAGACGCGAGCGCUAAUAAAGCACAACUGGUACAACAACUGCAGAGUGCGCUCUCCACGUUGCACUCGCUAGCUCUUGAAAGUACACAGGAAGCUAGUCCUGCAGUUGAUAGGAUUGCACUGCAAAAAGUGGUUGAAAUUGUCGAACAGCUACAAAACGAUCUCAGUGCCGUUGUCAAAUCCGAAAGCGUCGUACCUUUGCAACCACCAGUGAUGGGUGAAGAGUUAUUUGCAGAACUAACGCAACCAACCAAAGAAAAAGAAAGUGAAGUUUUCUUAACAGAUACUCUGUUACAACACAUCGAACAAUACAUAUCCGAAAAUAUUGUGGAAGUUGUUGACAAGUUAGCCUCUGCAGCCAAUGCAGAAGAAGUGAAACAAUCGGUCAACAUAGCACAGGAGUUACGGGAAACUAUUGCGGCAGGUGACGUCAGUGCAGUGAUGGAAACUGGAGGAGAACUUCCUAAAGACACAAGUGCUGAUAAAGCUCAUUUGGUUCAACAAUUGCAGAGUGCGCUGUGUGCACUGCACUCGUUGGCUCUUGAGAGUACACAGGAAUCUGUCCCUGCAGUUAGUGAGGCUGCGCUGAAACAAGUGGUAGAAGUAGUGGAGCAACUUCAAGACGAUCUUAAUGCUGUUGUCAAAGUAGACAAUGUCGCAGUUUAUCAAUCGCCACUGACUGAAGAGAUAGUUACAGAAACAAUAUACCCGACGGAGGAAAAAGCGGAAACUGAAGUUCCUACAACAACAGCUACAGAACAAGCCAUAGCUCCUACAAUUAUGGAAACAGUUGCUGUUGAGCAAGUUGUAGCGGUAGAUGAGGUGGCGGCCCAUACUGUGGAAAUGGUGGGGACACCAAACAUGGAUGUUGUAGCCACUGCAGUUGAAGUACAUGAAGUGCUUACUGAUGACGUUGAAAGACCAAUUGCAGAAGGAAUUCUCAACGAAGAAACUGUUAGAGCUAAUGAUACUCUGUUACAACACAUCGAACAAUACAUAUCCGAAAAUAUUGUGGAAGUUGUUGACAAGUUAGCCUCUGCAGCCAAUGCAGAAGAAGUGAAACAAUCGGUCAACAUAGCACAGGAGUUACGGGAAACUAUUGCGGCAGGUGACGUCAGUGCAGUAAUGGAAACUGGAGGAGAACUUCCUAAAGACACAAGUGCUGAUAAAGCUCAUCUCGUGCAACAAUUACAGAGUGCGCUGUCUACACUGCACUCGUUGGCUCUUGAGAGUACACAGGAACCUGUCCCUGCAGUUAACGAGGCUGCGCUGAAACAAGUGGUAGAAGUCGUGGAGCAACUUCAAGGCGAUCUUAAUGCUGUUGUCAAAAUAGAAAAUGUCGCAAUUUGUCAAUCGCCACUGACUGAAGAGAUAGUUACAGAAACAAUACAACCGACGGAGGAAAAAGCGGAAACUGAAGUUCCUACAACAACAGCUACAAAACAAGCCAUAGCUCCUGUAGUGAUAGAAACAGUUGCUGUUGAGCAAGUUGUAGCGGUAGAUGAGGAGGCGGCUCAUACUGCAGAAAUAGUGGGGACAACAAAUAUGGAUGUCGUAGCCACUGCAGUUAAAGUACAUGAAGUGCUUACUGAUGAAGUUGAAAAACCAACUGCAGAAGGAAUUCUCAACGAAGAAACUGUUAGAACUACUGAUACUCUGUUACAACACAUCGAACAAUACAUAUCCGAAAAUAUUGUGGAAGUUGUUGACAAGUUAGCCUCUGCAGCCAAUGCAGAAGAACUGAAACAAUCAGUCAACAUAGCACAGGAGUUACGGGAAACUAUUGCGGCAGGUGACGUCGGUGUAGUGAUGGAAACUGGAGGAGAACUUCCUAAAGACACAAGUGCUGAUAAAGCUCAUUUGGUUCAACAAUUGCAGAGUGCGCUGUGUGCACUGCACUCGUUGGCUCUUGAGAGUACACAGGAAUCUGUCCCUGCAGUUAGUGAGGCUGCGCUGAAACAAGUGGUAGAAGUAGUGGAGCAACUUAAAGACGAUCUUAAUGCUGUUGGCAAAGUAGACAAUGUCGCAGUUUGUCAAUCGCCACGGACUGAAGAGAUAGUUACAGAAACAAUACAACCGACGGAGGAAAAAGCGGAAACUGAAGUUCCUACAACAACAGCUACGGAACAAGCCAUAGCUCCUCUAGUGAUGGAAACAGUUGCUGUUGAGCAAGUUUUAGCGGUAGAUGAGGUGGCGGCCCAUACCGCGGAAAUGGUCGGGACACCAAACAUGGAUGUUGUAGCCACUGCAGCUGAAGUACAUAAAGUGCUUAUUGAUGAUGAUGCUGAAAAACCAAUUGCUGAAGGAAUUCUUAACGAAGAAACUGUUAGAGCUACUGAUACUCUGUUACAACACAUCGGACAAUACAUAUCCGAAAAUAUUGUGGAAGUUGUUGACAAGUUAGCCUCUGCGGCAAAUGCAGAAGAAGUGAAACAAUCGGUUAACGUAGCACAGGAGUUACGGGAAACGAUUGCGGCAGGUGACGUCAGUGCAGAAAUGGAAACUGGAGGAGAACUUCCUAAAGACACAAGUGCUGAUAAAGCUCAUCUCGUGCAACAAUUACAGAGUGCGCUGUCUACUCUGCACUCGUUGGCUCUUGAGAGUACACAGGAACCUGUCCCUGCAGUUAACGAGGCUGCGCUGAAACAAGUGGUAGAAGUAGUGGAGCAACUUCAAGGCGAUCUUAAUGCUGUUGUCAAAAUGGAAAAUGUCGCAAUUUGUCAAUCGCCACUGACUGGAGUGAUAGUUACAGAAACAAUACAACCGACGGAGGAAAAAGCGGAAACUGAAGUUCCUACAACAACAGCUACAGAACAAGCCAUAGCUACUCUAGUGAUGGAAAAAGUUGCUGUUGAGCAAGUCGUAGCGGUAGAUGAGGUGGCGGUCCAUACCGCGGAAAUGGUCGGGACACCAAACAUGGAUGUUGUAGCCACUGCAGCUGAAGUACAUAAAGUGCUUAUUGAUGAUGAUGCUGAAAAACCAAUUGCUGAAGGAAUUCUUAACGAAGAAACUGUUAGAGCUACUGAUACUCUGUUAAAACACAUCGAACAAUACAUAUCCGAAAAUAUUGUGGAAGUUGUUGAUCAGUUAGCCUCUGCAGCCAAUGCAGAAGAAGUGAAACAAUCGGUCAACAUAGCACAGGAGUUACUGGAAACUAUUGCGGCAGGUGACGUCGGUGAAGUGAUGGAAACUGGAGGAGAACUUCCUAAAGACACAAGUGCUGAUAAAGCUCAUUUGGUUCAACAAUUGCAGAGUGCGCUGUGUGCACUGCACUCGUUGGCUCUUGAGAGUACACAGGAAUCUGUCCCUGCAGUUAGUGAGGCCGCGCUGAAACAAGUGGUAGAAGUAGUGGAGCAACUUCAAGACGAUCUUAAUGCUGUUGUCAAAGUAGACAAUGUCGCAGUUUAUCAAUCGCCACUGACUGAAGAGAUAGUUACAGAAACAAUACAACCGACGGAGGAAAAAGCGGAAAUUGAAGUUCCUACAACAAGAGCUACAGAACAAGCCAUAGCUCCUCUAAUGAUGGAAACAGUUGCUGUUGAGCAAGUUGUAGCGGUAAAUGAGGUGGCGGCCCAUACCGCGGAAAUGGUGGGAACACCAAACAUGGAUGUUGUAGCCACUGCAGCUGAAGUACAUAAAGUGCUUAUUGAUGAUGACGCUGAAAAACCAAUUACUGAAGGAAUUCUUAACGGAGAAACUGUUAGAGCUACUGAUACUCUGUUACAACACAUCGAACAAUACAUAUCCGAAAAUAUUGUGGAAGUUGUUGACAAGUUAGCCUCUGCAGCCAAUGCAGAAGAAGUGAAACAAUCGGUCAACAUAGCACAGGAGUUACGGGAAACUAUUGCGGCAGGUGACGUCGGUGUAGUGAUGGAAUCUGGAGGAGAACUUCCUAAAGACACAAGUGCUGAUAAAGCUCAUUUGGUGCAACUAUUGCAAAGUGCGCUAUCUGCACUGCACUCGUUGGCUCUUGAGAGUACACAGGAAUCUGUCCCUGCAGUUAGUGAGGAUGCGCUGAAACAAGUGGUAGAAGUCGUGGAGCAACUUCAAGACGAUCUUAAUGCUGUUGUCAAGAUAGAAAAUGUCGCAGUUUGUCAAUCGCCACUGACUGAAGAGAUAGUUACAGAAACAAUACAACCGACGGAGGAAAAAGCGGAAACUGAAGUUCCUACAACAACAGCUACAGAACAAGCCAUAGCUCCUUUAGAGAUGGAAACAGUUGCUGUUGAGCAAGUUGUAGCGGAAGAUGAGGUGGCGGCCUAUACUGAUGAAAUAGUAGGAAUACCAAACAUGGAUGUCGUAGCCACUGUAGCUGAAGUACAUGAAGUGCUGGUGGAUGACGCUGAAAAAUCAAUUGCUGAAAAAUCUUCACCUGAAGUAACUGCAAAUACUGCCGAUACACUGUUACAACACAUCGACCAAUUUAUAUCCGACAAUGUUGUAGAAGUUGUUGACAUGUUAGCCACAGCCGCCAAUGUAGAGGAAGUGAAACAUUCAAUUAAAUUGGCGCAAGAGUUACGUGAGAGCAUCGAAGCAGGUGAUGCCGGUGUAGUGUUGGAAAAUGGUGGAGAAAUUUCAGACGCAAGCGCUGUUAAAGCUCAACUGGUGCCACAAUUGCAAAAUGCGUUGUCUACGUUGCACUUUCUGGUUCUUGAGAGUAUACAAGAAGCUGGUCCUGCAAUUGAUGAGGCUGCACUGCAAAAAGUAGCCAAAGCCAUUGAAAAACUUCAAACUGAUCUUAUCGUCGUUAAUAAAACUCAAACUGCACUUAUUUGUGGAAUUUCGGUAGGCGAACAGGUACCUGCAGUGGCAACGCCGUCUACCGCAGAGCAAAAUAUUUCUGAAAUUCUGGAUACCACAAUUAUGGAACUAGAUGCAGUUCCUGUAGUGAAUGAACUUGAACCUCUAGAACACAUUUCAUCUGCAGAGGAGAAAGCAAUUUGUUUUGCACAAGCUACAGAAAUCUUUACCCCUGAUUCAAGUGAAAUGUAUAUAACCUCAGCAACGGAACGAGUCACUGCUUUACUAGCAGAUAAUCUAGAGCAAUUAGUUUUAUACAUAGAAACGCCUGUAGAAGAAAAUAAUGUUAAUGAAGAAACGGUGCAUUUAAUUUCGGAAAAGACAUCAGCUAUAGUUCUUACACCUGGAAUAGCUGAACAAAAUAUGGCUCUAGAAGUGACUGAACAAGUUGUUGUAGAGGAACAAGUGAAUGUAGGAGAGAAACCAGCUUUUAUUGAACCAACUACCGUUGGACAAAAAGUUUUUGCAACUGAAGAAAAUGUGGCUUCCAUAUCUGAUUUAGACAGCGCAGUUGAUGUUCAAGAAGUUCUACUAAUCGAAUCUGCAAAGCCAAUAGUUAAUGAAUCAGAAUCAGCAAAAAAAAAUACAAAUGAAGAGUUUGGAACUGCUGCUUUAGAAAUACUAGUAGCUCCUGUUCUCAAUGAAUUAGUUGUCUUGGAGCAAGCUUUUAAGCAAGCAGUAGAAGUUGAAACAACACAACCAGUAAAGAAUGAAAACGUAGCUGAAUUUUUAACUGCACCUACAGAACAAGACGUGAUUGAACUAGUUUCUAUAGAAACACAAGCUAAUGUCCAAGAAAAUCUAUCUUUAGUUGCCCAAAUUCCGGAGACCACUACAACGAUAAUGCAGGCAUUUAAUAAUAACACACCAGAAGUGAAAAUAGCAGAAGCUGUCAAGCCGUUGAUUGAUGAAAACAUGAUUGAAUCUGCUGCUGUAGUUGCUGGCACACUGUUACACCACAUCGAUCAAUACUUAUCUGAAAAUGUCGUGGAAAUGGUUGACAAGUUAGCCACAGCGGCGAACGUCGGCGAAUUGAAACAAUCAGUGAUAGUUGCUCAGGAGUUACGUGAAAGCAUCGCAGCCGGCGAAGCUGGCAUUGUAAUGGAAACUAGCGAAGAACUGUCCAAAGAUGUAAGCGCCCAUAAAGCUGAAUUAGUGCAACAAUUAUAUAGAGCUUUAUCUACGCUUCACUCACUAGUCCUAGAGAGUACCCAGGAGUAUAUUAGUCCAGUUGACGAGGCUUCAUUGCAUAAAGUAAUCGAAGUUGUAGAGCACCUUCAAGAUGACCUCAGCGUUACAUUAAAAGCUGAGCAAGUUGAAGUGCUGGAAGCCUCAAAACAGGUGGAAAAGAUAGUUACACAAACAUCAUCCAACGAAACGAUUGAUGUCGAUCAAAUUAUAGCUGAAGAAGAAAUGGCGGCUCCCACCUCAGAUAUAGGGACUACAGUUGAAGUACGAGGAUUGCUUAAAAAGGAGACUGCACAACUAAUCAAUAAGGAAUCCGAAUUUACAAAAAAUAUUGAGACAAUCGAAGAGCUUGUACCAAUAGAUAUAGAGCUACUUACAGCUCCUGAAGUAACUGGAGCAAUUUCUGUAGAUCAAACUUUGAGUAAAUCUGCGCUAGUCGCUGUAGAAAACAAUGAUGCAAACGAAGAAACAACACAGCCCAUUAAAGAUAAGGAGGCUGCCGAUUUUCUUAGAACUGCAAUAAUGGAACAGAACAUGGCUCUUGUAGUCUCCGAACUAGUACCUCUAGAACACCAAGUGAAUGUUCAAAAAAAUCUAGAGAUAGUUACACAUACUGCGGAAGCUGUCAGCGAAGUUAUUGAUACAAUUGCAGCUAAAACGCAAGAAGUGAUAAUAGCGGAAGCUGUACAGACUUUGCUUCAUGAUCACGAGAUCGAUACUACUCCAAAACUUGCUGAACACGCUGAGCUUCUUCAACACAUUGAAGAAUUCGUGUCCAGUCAAGUGGCGGAAGUUGUAGAAGAACUUUCUAAUUUAGCACAUGCUGAGCAGCUUAAAGAAACUGUUAAUAUAGCAAAAGAGUUGCGUGAAACUAUUGUGGCUAUUGACAUGCUUGCUGCUUCUGAAGAUACGGUUUCAAUAGCUGAAGAGGCUCGUGUUGAACAGGCAAAAUUAACACAAAAACUUCAAGAUGCAUUGUCUACUUUGCAAAUGCAAGUACUCGACAGCGCUGAAGAUAUCGCUACUACAUUUGACUCUGAAUCGCUCGAAAAAACAUCAGAAGUCAUCACCCACCUUCAAGAGGAUCUGAAAGUAGCAACAAUCACUCAUGUGUCUGAGAAAGUUACAUUACCCGAUAAAUUUACGGAUAUUCCUGAAGAAAACACUAUGAAGCAACUAGAGAAUCUACUACAAGAAGUAAGCGAAAAGAUUAAUUUACCACUUUCAGAAAAAUCAACAGAAGAUACCGAAGUACUACGGGAUACUCUCGACGAAGUUCAGACGGUAAUAAUUAAACUAAAACGUGACUGUGACGGGGCUAGAAAUGACACUCUCAAUGAAACUCUUGAAGAUUUAGAGUGCAGUGUGAGGAGUGUCCAACUUCAGAUUAAUGAAGAUAGCCCUCCAGAACUCUUGCAAGAAGCAUGUGCAACGCUACAGUUAUUAGCUAAUAAUAUGAGUGAAACUCAAGAGGUCUAUUUAUUAGAAACAAUAAAGAAAGACUCUGCAUCUGAAAAAGUGAUAAUAACAUGUUUCAAUGAAACUGAUGAAACAGUUAAAUUAUUAGAUAUUGCAUCCAAAAUUGACACAAAAAAUCUCAGUCAGUUGAAAAACAUUGUUACUUGUCUUAAUACCUUAAAAGAUACUCUUAAGUCACUGAGGCUCAACUUUAUGGGCGACGCCGAAACCCUCAUAGAAAAAGGUGUCGAAGUAGUUCAAAGUUUGGAUCAAAUUGAAGAAAAAGUGUUUGCAUUAGAAAAAGAUGUUGAGUCCGAAAGAAAUCUUUCACUUGAAGUAAAGGAAAAUAUAAUUACAGCAGUCCAUUCAGUUUAUGGCAGCAUAUCAAAUAUGCGCAGUACAAUAUCAAGUAUACAGAAACAAUACAUGUAUGAAAAUUACGGAAAACCUUCAGAAUGCUUCUUACGUUCUAUUAAACAUGUUUCGGCAAUCUCGAAUACAGAUGAUGAAUCCAUCAGUAAACUGAACUGGAAAAAACUGUCGAAGUCUUUAAGAAAUGUAUUAAAUCAUUUCGAAGAUGUCAAAUUUUAUGUAAAUCUAGACAAAACUGCUAGAUUACCCAGCGAUGCGGCAUUUACUAAAAUUAUUUUAGAAGAUUUAAGAACAAAUAUUAAUGAAAUUGUGAUGCCUUGUACUACCAGCUUAGGAGUAGAUGUGACUAGAAAGGCCGAAGAAAUUUUACAAUUUAUGGGAUUAACUUUAAUAAGCAUAGAACCUAGGCCUACAUUAGAAGUAAAAGAAAAAAUACCUGUAUUCAAAGAAAUGGCAAGUCGAGUUUUUAAUUUGACCGCUGUUAUUAAAUCUAAACUUCAAGAAAAAAUGCAUCAAGUGGAAGAUCUAAAUGAAGAUACUUUUGAAAAAGAAGAUACUCAAAUUGUCAGUGAAGAUAAAUCUGAAAUACAAGGUGAAACAUUAAUAAAAGAAGAAGCAUCUCUUAAAGAUGUUGCGGUGGCAUCUACAAGUCAAAUAAUAACGGAAGAAGAUAAUAUAAAACCGGAGUUAGAACCCGUACCUUCGACAAGUAAAUAUACACCAGAUACCGAAAAGAAAGAAGAACCCCAAACUGCAGUGGAGCAGGAGGAAGAUAAAAAAGAAACAAAGAAACGUGGCAGCAGAAAGAAGCGUGAAGAAGAAAGACGAAAACAAGAGGAACAGAAGAGACAAGAGAUAGAAAAAAAGGAACAAGAAGAAGCAAAAUUGAAGCAAGAGAAAGAACAUGCAGAGAAAAAAAAGGCAGACGAGGAAGACAGAGAAGAAAAAAGAAUGGCAAUACAGGAAAAUCAAAUCGAUCAAGCAAAAGAAAUAAAGAAACUUCAAGAAGUGGAAGAAAUUCAGAAAAGUACAGAAAUGGAAUUGGAAAUAAAACAGACAACAGAGGAAGAAAUAAAAAAAAUAGAGCAGCAAGAAGCUAAGCACAAAGUUGUGGAAGAAGAAAGGAAAAACAAAUCUGAAACAUUAAUUAGUGAAGAAAAGCAAAUAGAAAGGCAGGAAGCAGAAAUUACACAUUUGGAAGAAGAAAUACAGAAGGACAAAAAAGAGGAAGCACAUGGAGAAGAAAAACAGAUAGAAGAAGCACAGCUCGUUAAAGAUAAAGUAACGAAAAAGAUAGAAGAAGAAAGAAAAACGAAACAACAGGAUGACAAAGAAUUUGAAAAAGGUGAAAGUCACCUGAUGACUGAAAAAGAGAAAUGGGAUAAAACAGAAACUAACAGAGAAGAACAAAUUGAAGAAGAAUUAAUAAAAACAAAAGACGAUGAGGAAGCUGUCUUACAAAAAACCAAACAAAGACAAGAAGAAAGAAAAACGGAGGAUGAAUGCCUUCAAAAAGAAAAUGAAGAACUUAAAGAGGCAAAAAUUCAGAAGACACUUCAAGAGAAAGAACCUGAAACGAGGGAAACAAAAGACGACGAUCAAGUUGAAAUAAAAAAAGAAGUAGAGGAAGCAAGCCUUCUAACUGACAAAGUGGAAAAUGAACAACAACAGGAAACAUCAACUAAGCAAUUGGAAGGCGAAAAGAAAGAGGAUCAAAAGAGCAAAGAAGGAGAUCAUCUUACAAAAGAAAUAGAAGAAUAUGAAGUGCAAGAAAGAGAAAUUAAAAAUAAGGAUCAGGAAAUUCUUGAACAAGAAAAGGAAGACAGAAAGCAGAAUGAACUUGAGAUAAAACGCAUGGAAGAGUUGGAACUGAAAAAAAAAGAAGAUCAAGAAAAGGAAGAAAAGAGACAAGAGUCAGAUCAAAAUCGUGUAGAAAAAGAGAAGAAAAAAGAAAAAAUAGAUGAACUGAAAAGACAAGAAAAAGAAGAAGAGGAAGACAAUCUUAGAAAGGAAAUGGAGUUAGCAAAAAAGAAAGACGUGGAGACAAAAGAAAUUGAUGACCAAGAAAAGAUAAGACAGGAAAAAGUUUGUGAGUUGGGAGAACACGAGAAAAAAGAACAAUUAGGUAGUAAGGUGCCAAUACAGGAGAAUGAAGAAAAUAAAAAUAAUGUAGCAGAUGAAUUGCGUUUACGACAAGAGAAACUGCUGGAAGAAGCACGUCUCUUAAAAGAAAAAGAAGAAACAAACAAACAUGAGGCUGAGUCUACAGCAUUAGAUAAAGAAAAGAAAAACAAGGAGAAAAUGGAAACUGAAAAGAAACACGCAGAUGAGGAAAAGAAAAAGCAGGAAGAAGAAGAAGAUAAGCUUCAAAAAGAAAAACAAGAGUGUGAAAGGAUACGGUUAGAACAGGAAGCGAAAGAAAAAGAGGAAAUAGAGAAAAAUGAAAAGAAACGUGUAGAAGAGGAAAAUAAACAGAAAGAUGAAGAAGAGGCUCGGCUCAAAAAAGAGCAGGAGGAAAACGAAAGGCAAGAUACUGAAAAGAAACGUGUAGAGGAAGAAAAGAAAAAGAAACAUGAAGAGGAAGCGAGCCUUAAGAAAGAGCAGGAGGAAAAAGAAAAGCAAGAAUCAGAUCAGAAACGUUUAGAAGAGGAAAAUAAAAAGAAAGACGAAGAGGAAGCGCGUCUUAAAAAAGAACAGGAGGAAAAGGAAAAACAAGAAAUUGAAAAGAGACGCGUAGAAGAGGAAAAGAAAAAGAGAGAUGAAGAAGAAGCGGGCCUUAAGAAAGAACAAGAUGAAAAAGUAAAACAAGAAACUGAAAAGAAACGGUUAGAGGAUGAAAUGCAAAAGAAAGAUGAAGAAGAGGCACGUCUCAAGAAAGAGCAGGAGGAUGUAAAAGUAAAGCAAGAAUCCGACAUGAAACGUUUAGAAGAGGAAACGAAAGAAGAAGAAGAAGCGCGCUUUAAGAAAGAACAGGAGGAAAAAGUAAAACAAGAAACUGAAAAGAAACGGUUAGAGGAUGAAAAGAAAAAGAAAGAUGAAGAAGAGGCACGUCUUAAGAAAGAGCAGGAGGAUUUAAAAGUAAAGCAAGAAUCCGACAUGAAACGUUUAGAAGAGGAAAUGAAAGAAGAAGCGUGCUUUAAGAAAGAACAGGAGGAAAAAGUAAAACAAGAAACUGAAAAGAAGCGUGUAGAGGAUGAAAUGAAAAAUAAAGAUGAAGAAGAGGCGCGUCUUCAGAAAGAGCAGGAGGAAAAAGAAAAGCAAGAAUCAGAUCGGAAACGUUUAGAAGAGGAAAAGAAAAAGAAAGACGAAGAGGAAGCGCGCCUUAAAAAAGAACAAGAGAAAAAAGAACAACAAGAAAUUGAAAAGAAACGCGCAGAAGAGGAAAAGAAAAAGAAAGACGAAAAGGAAGCGCGCCUUAAAAAAGAACAGAAGGAAAAAGAAAAACAAGAAAUUGAAAAGAAACGCGUAGAAGAGGAAAAGAAAAAGAAAGACGAAGAGGAAGCGCGCCUUAAAAAAGAACAGGAGGAAAAAGAAAAACAAGAAAUUGAAAAGAAACGCGUAGAAGAGGAAAAGAAAAAUAGAGAUGAAGAGAAAGCGCGCCUUAAGAAAGAACAAGAUGAAAAAGUAAAACAAGACACUGAAAAGAAACGUUUAGAGGAUGAAAUGAAAAAGAAAGAUGAAGAAGAGGCGAAAAGGCUUAAGAAAGAGCGGGAGGAAAAAGAAAAGCAAGAAUCAGAUCGGAAACGUUUAGAGGAGGAACAGAUAAAGAAAGACGAAGAGGAAGCGCGCCUUAAGAAAGAGCAGGAGGAAAAAGAAAAGCAAGAAUCAGAUCGGAAACGUUUAGAAGAGGAAAAGAUAAAGAAAGACGAAGAGGAAGCGCGCCUUAAGAAAGAGCAGGAGGAAAAAGAAAAGAAAGAAUCAGAUCGGAAAUGUUUAGAAAAGAAAAAGAAAGACGAAGAGGAAGCGCGUCUUAAAAAAGAACAGGAGGAAAAAGAAAAACAAGAUAUUGAAAAGAAACGCGUAGAAGAGGAAAAGAAAAAGAUAAAUGAAGAGGAAGCGCGCAUUAAAAAAGAACAAGAUGAAAAAGUAAAACAAGAACCUGAAAAGAAACGGUUAGAGGAUGAAAUGAAAAAGAAAAAUGAAGAAGAGGCACGUCUUAAGAAAGAGCAGGAGGAAAAAGAAAAGCAAGAAUCAGAUCGGAAACGUCUAGAAGAGGAAAAUAAAGAAGAAGAAGAAGUGCGCUUUAAAAAAGAGCAGGAGGAAAAACUAAAACAAGAAAUUGAAAAGAAGCGUGUAGAGGAUGAAGUGAAAAAGAAAAAUGAUGAAGAGGCACGUCUUAAGAAAGAGCAGGAGGAAAACCAAAAGCAAGAAUCAGAUCGGAUACGUUUAGAGGAGGAAAAGAAAAAAAAAGACAAAGAGGAAGCGCGCCUUAAGAAAGAAAAAGAGAAAAAGAAACUUGAAAGGAAACGUUUAGAAGAGGAAAAGAAAAAGAAAGACGAAGAGGAAGCGCGCCUUAAAAAAGAACAGGAGGAGAAAGAAAAACAAGAAAUUGAAAAGAAACGCGUAGAAGAGGAAAAGAAAAAGAAAGACGAAGAGGAAGCGCGCCUUAAAAAAGAACAAGAGAAAAAAGAACAACAAGAAAUUGAAAAGAAACGCGCAGAAGAGGAAAAGAAAAAGAAAGACGAAGAGGAAGCGCGCCUUAAAAAAGAACAGAAGGAAAAAGAAAAACAAGAAAUGGAAAAGAAACGCGUAGAAGAGGAAAAGAAAAAGAAAGACGAAGAGGAAGCGCGCCUUAAGAAAGAACAGGAGGAAAAAGAAAAACAAGAAAUUGAAAAGAAACGCGUAGAAGAGGAAAAGAAAAAGAGAGAUGAAGAGAAAGUGCGCCUUAAGAAAGAACAAGAUGAAAAAGUAAAACAAGAAACUGAAAAGAAACGGUUAGAGGGUGAAAUGAAAAAGAAAGAUGAAGAAGAGGCGAAAAGGCUUAAGAAAGAGCAGGAGGAAAAAGAAAAGCAAGAGUCAGAUCGAAAACGUUUAGAAGAGGAAAAGAAAAAGAAAGACGAAGAGGAAGCGCACCUUAAGAAAGAACAGGAAGAAAAGGAAAAGCAAGAAUCUGAGAAGAAACGUUUUGAACAGGAAGUAAAAGAAAAAGAAGAAAAUGAAUUACGUCUCAAAAAAGACAAAGAGGAAAAAGAAAAAAAGAAACGUGAAAAGAAACGGUUAGAGGAAGAAAAGAAAAAGAAAAACGAAGAGGCACGCGUUAUGAAAGAACAAGAGUUAAAAGAAAAGCAACAAUCUGAAAGUAAAAAAGUAGAAGAGAAAAUGAAACAAGAGGAAGAUGAACGACAAAAGAAAGAAAAAGACAAUAUAGAAGGAAAACACCAACAAAAAAGAGAUAAACUACAAGAAGCGUCCAUCAAAAAAGAAAUAGACUAUACAAAAGAUGAUAACUUAGAAACAGAAAUACUAAAAGUUGAAAAGAAACGAGACGACAACUUUGUAAGCACAGGUGAAGAAACCAGUCUAAAAUCCAAGAAAAGAGAGUCAGAUAAAGAAAGCGAAUCAACUGAAAAAUAUAUUCCUAAAGAAAAUGGUGAUAGAGCUAUCUCAACAGAUCGGAGAAAACACCAUGACAUCAAAAUGGAGAGCAUAGAAGAUACGCGACCGAGCGAUAAGCAACUUCAUGUUAGAGAAGAAUACGACUCUCCGACAGCUAAAAGAAAAUAUGAAGAAAAAGAGAAGCCAAGGUUUAUUGACCACAAUCAUAGAGACUAUACAAUGGAAUUUGCUCGACCAUCAGGAUAUACAGAAAAAACUUUCGAUGAUAAAUCUGUCUUUGAGCGAGACAGUUACGGCAGAACUCCAACAAUUUACAAAGCGCAGACAAUUAUUUUGGAUUCCCAGCUCCGAUCGUCCUUACCCCCAUUAUCUUCAAGUCGAAGCAGUGAGCAUGACAGAAAAUCUGAGGUAAGACACAGAUCUAAAGGAGUUAGUGAAGCAAGAAGCAUGGUUUCGGAAAGAAGGUCGAGCGUUCCUCGUGAUAUCAAGAGAAAGCCCGUCUUUUCGACUUACCUGACUGACAGAACAGCUGUUGAAGGCUCUCGUGUGAAACUGACAUGCAGUGUACUGUCAUCUGGUGACCCCACUAUAACGUGGUACAGAAACGGCGUGGUGCUAGAUAAUAAACUGAAAUACAGAACAAGAUUCGCUGAUGGACUAAUUACCUUAGAGGUUCUAAACGCUGUACCAAGUGACUCCGCUGAGUAUAGUUGUACAGUUGAAAACGACAAUGGCUCUGUCAACUCUUCUGCUAAUUUAAAAGUUUAUCCUUGUUUCGAAGCUUCUCCCAUUCCACCUACAUUUACACGCUCCAUUCGAGACACUUACCACUUGGCUGAAAAUGAAUUGGUCCUUGAAUGCCGCAUUAGAGGCCAACCUCUUCCGACUAUAACCUGGAUGAAAGACGACAGGCCGAUAACUACCAAUGAGAGAUACCAAGCCUACUAUUUAGCUGAUGGAGUUUGCAGACUAGCCAUCAAUCAUCCAAUUCCCGAGGAUAGUGGGAAAUAUACGUGCCGGGCCGAGAACUCUGUGUGGUCUGAUCAAAUUACUCAUGUUGUCAAUUUUACUGGAAAAGAAAGACGUCUAAGUCCGAAUCUUGCUACAGUAGAAAGAUCACAUUUCAAUCGACAAGCUAUGGAAUCACGUCGGCCUCAUUUCACAAAUGUUCUGACCGACUACAAAGUGGUAAAAGGAGGUACAAUAGGUCUACAAGUUGAAAUCAGAGGAAGUCCAUCGAGGGUGGAGUGGCUGCGUGAAGGCCGCUCUGUUACUGAAGUAUAUAGAAAUGCACACACUUUUGUUGAACAAGGAUUGUACACUCUUGCUCUGACGGAUGUAACUGAAACAGAAUCUGGAAUGUACACAUGCAGAGCUUGGAGCACUCAUGGUACCGUUGACAUGAACGCAGCUAUUACAGUCGUCCAACCAACAGAAUUAGACGGAAAACCUGCCAUUAUAGUAGGCCGCCCAGAGAAAGAUGUUUUGAUUUCUGUCGGAGAAGAUUUAAAUAUCUCCUUUAGAGUGCAAGGAGAACCGAAGCCCAAAGUCGUAUUCAUGAAAGGUAUUCGCGAUAUAACAAACAGUCAGAGAGUCUGCAAGAUGACUUCAGACGACUACGUGAAGUUCACAGUCAAGAGGUCUGUGAUCUCUGACGCCGGCACUUACUGCAUCCUUGCCAGAAACGCUUACGGUUGCGACAGAGCCUUUGUAACUGUUGUGAUACGACAACGAGCUUCAUCUGACAAUCUCAUAUCGGACUGGACGUACCCCGCCGAUGAGUCUGUGAUAUCAACAGCCGACCGACAAUACAAAUCUGUGCCCGAGCGCAUCCCGGGCGAGCCGAGCGUCGUGGACGGCGGAAACAACUGGGUGUCCAUCGCGUGGCCAAAACCAGAUAACCGUUACGCAGCACCAGUCCUCGCCUACAAAGUCGAAAGCUGGUUACUCGGGAAGGAAGGCGGAGCCCGCUGGGUGGAACUUGGCAUCACUCCACUCAACUCCUUCGACGCGUUUAAUCUGAAGCAAGGAGAGGAGUAUCACUUCCGUGUGACGCCUAGAAACCGGUACGGCUGGGGCGAGUCAGUGCAGACCUCUACGCCGUACGGCAUCGGUAUUGCGGGAGACCGUCCGGAGUUCGUGGACAUAUUGCCUGGACAGUUGAAGGUGUUGUUGGGGGAGACUGCGUGUCUGAGUUGUAGUGUUAAGGGGAAGCCGACGCCUCAAGUGGUGUGGAUGAAGAACGGACAUGAGAUCGACGAGGAGCAGCGGAUGAAGACGUCGUACAACGGGUUCAACUGCAGCCUCACGAUCAAGGACAUCACGAGCGAGGAUGAGGCGCGGUACAGCUGCGAGGCGAGCAACGACCACGGACGCGCGUCCACGUACGCCAGGCUUGCGGUUGUUACCGACAGGCUGAUAUGGGAGGCUGAUGCUAAACUCAAAAGGGAAAGAUCAGCGGACGCUGAAGGGGACUAUCCCCCCCAGUUUACGAUGCGACUGCGGGAUCGACGCGUGCAAGCGACGUACCCUGUCCGGCUGACAUGUCAGGUGAUCGGCAGCCCAGCCCCUAGUCUUAUCUGGUACAAGGACGGCAGAGAAGUUGAAAUUGACAGCCGUCACACGGCAUCACAAGACGAGCACUUUCACACUUUGGAGAUCGACCGCGCCACCCUGGAGGAUGGAGGCGUGUACGAAGCAAUGGCGAGGAACACCAGCGGAGCCAUCAGCUGCCGGUGCUGCCUUGUCGUGGACAAGGGCAUCCGGGCGUACGUCGCGCCAGAGUUCUGCCUCGGCCUUGAACCUUACUACCGGCUUAGCGAAGGCGAAGAACUCAGAAUAACAGCAGUGGUAGAGGCGUACCCAUCAGUGGGUGUCACGUGGUACAGAGACGGGGUGCGCCUGCGAUCCAGCCGACGCGCGAUCAUGACUCUAGACCACGACGGUCAAAUAGAGCUGGCGCUGGCGUCUGUUACCCCCAGGGACUCAGGGAUCUACACCUGCACGGCCUCUAAUGAGAUCGGUCGGGCGUCCACUUCAGGGAAGGUUGAGGUCAUAGGUGAUGACACGAUGGAGAAGAAGAGAACACCGCCCGUGCUCAUCAGUCCUGAUGUUCCGUAUUCCAAAGAGCCGAUGUUCAUCCGGAAGCCCCGUUCGAGUGAAGCGCGUGAAGGUGACACGGUGAUCAUCGCGUGCGAGGUCAUUGGCGACCCCAAACCUGACGUCUACUGGUUACGAGACUUCCUCAAGCCAGACUACUACCGCGACGCUUCUCACUUUAAGAGAGUUGGUGAAGGACCGGAAUACCGCUUCGAGAUUCCUCAUGCUAAGCUGGACUACACUGGCGCAUACUCCGUCGUAGCUCGCAACGUGCACGGCGAAGCAAAGGCCAUAAUCUCACUGCAGAUACUCGCUAGAGAUCCCAGUUCCACAGAUGAACAUAAUGUGCGAUACGGGCGAGUGGACGUGAUUCCCCGCUUCGAUAAGAACCUGACAGACUUACUGAGCCACGAUGGAGACGCCGUCGAGUUCGAAUGCCGGGUCUCCGGACACCCAGAGCCCGACAUCAGGUGGUUCCACUAUAACGAGUUAAUCCGCGACUGUGAUUACCUGGAGACUUCGUUCGAGGAGGGAGCAGCUCGGCUGAAGAUCAAGCAGGUCACGGCGGAUGAUGAGGGCACGUACGCGUGCGAGGCUUCCAACACGCUGGGCAAGGCAUCCUCCACUGCUUGCCUGGUCGUCUACCCUCCCGGCGAGCCUAACACGCUGAGUCAGCGCCUGCGCCGACCACCCGCGCUGCUCUCCGCCGCCUCCACUCCCCGCUCCACUCCACGGAGCACGCCUGCCAGAUCCGUCUCCAGGACUCCAGGUCCCGACUCGAGGCGCUUCGCCAGUCCGUCUCGCCAAGUAGCCCCGAAGUUCUACACGUAUCCAUUCAACAAGGUUGUUGAAGAGGGCGAGAGUGUAGUCUUCAAGUGUGCAGUGAGGGGAAUGCCCACACCCUGGGCGUCUUGGGACAAAGACGGGGUCAUCAUCACGCCGUCUUCCCGUAUCACUAUCAAGGAGAAAGAUGAUAUGCUCAGGAUACUAGAGAUUGAUGAGGUUACGGUUGAUGACGUGGGACUGUACCGAAUAACGCUAGAAAACGACUACGGACGCGUGGAAGCGUCCGCGCGGCUGGAGGUGAUAACUCACGAGGGCAAGUUCCACGCGGGCGUGAGGGCCUACAGCGCCUCCCCUCGGAGGGCCCUCGGCCGCCGCCGGGCCCCCUCCGCGCCCCGACAAGACUGACACGUGAAUCACCUCGCCAGAUAUUUAAGUGAAACAGAGGAAGCAAGCGCGAGUGAGAACAAUAUAAUAUAUAUUUUGUUUUCUUCUAUUUAUUUCUGCAUUUUUGUAUAACAAUUCGGCCUGAUGUCAUCUAUAGUUUAAAAAUGUUAAGUUUUUGUUUUUGUAGUUUUGAAUAGUACAGAUCCAUACUCAUUUAUACCGGCGUCGUGUCUCAAUCGAGGUGGAUGAUGGAACUUUUUAAUGACUCAAGUUUUUAAAAAGUUCCGUUCAGGGUGUGUGGAUAAAAUAACUAUUCAACAGAUCAAUCAACGUAAAUAUUUGAAAUACGUCGACAAAUUACCAAUGAACGCAAUGUGGUACAAAUAAGUAGGUAUAUAAGUACCUACUUUAAUAAAAUAAUAGGUACUUCGUCAUAAUGUUAGAAACAAGUUACUUACUUACUUAUGAACUUAUCACAAAAAUAUAAAUGAAUAUUUCCAUAAAGAAUAAAAAAAUUAUCAGCUUCAAAAAUGAUGAUUUUGUAGCGCUGAACAUUUUUUUACAAAUAUUUAUUGUUAACCCUAAAAUUGGUGCCGGCAUAAUAUUAGUGUGGAUCGCAAGUACCCAUCUAAUUUUGCAAAUUGUUUAAUUUAUUACAGGCUCUUGCAAAGUUAUUAUGGUAGUAUAUAUUUACAUAAAUAGAAAAAAGUAGCUCUAAGCUCUGUGCAAUAGCUUUGGGUUUGUCAUGGGCAUAGUAGGCAUAGGUAUCCUACCAGUAAGUAAUAAUUAUUAGCGAGAGGUAUCAAUUAAAUAAACUGAUGAAAUAUCAAUCAAAGAAAAGUGCCUCUCCAAAAAUUCCACGUAUGCUCAUGCCGUGAUAACCAAAUGUUGAUCAGCAUGGAAUUAGUCAUCCAUUUUGCUAAAGCACGCACCUAUUACUCUGAAAAGGAGUAUGGGCAAAAUGGUAUACCCGCCUAAAACCAUGAUCAGCAGGUAUAACUCAAAAAAUACUGCAAUAAUAAGAUACCUUAUUAACUAUUGUUUGUAAUUAACACUCAUUGAUAUGCCUAUUGGCCGCGACACCAAAAUGCCCAAUUUCUUUUGAUGUAGACUUUUUGUAAUAUACCCGUUAAUUAGAUAAGCGACCGAGGCGAUUAGCGCACUUCCUUGAAUAAUGUGGAAUAAAAUUUAUUACGAGUUUAAA